This is a messenger RNA of Moneuplotes crassus, 746 nucleotides long. Lineage: Eukaryota; Ciliophora; Spirotrichea; Euplotida; Euplotidae. The record is from the annotation of a GenBank genome assembly.
ACUCCUUAGCCUAUAAAUCAACUUCCCAAAAUCAAAAUUUCAAAAUCCAAAAACCUCAGCAUACACAAAUGUUCGAUAUAAAUUCUAUUUAUGAAAACCUAGCCAAACAGAAGGACGCAGAGCUCCAAGAUGAGAUCAAAGUGCUGAAGAAGACAGUUAAUAGUUGUUACAAGUACUUUACAGAGAUGGAUAAGAAGUUCCAUGAAGCGUUUGUUAAUAGUGAGAAUGAAGAGUUGAGGAGACUAGAAGCACAGCUUUCAGGUUUUACGCAGUGUGUGAGUGGUAAGAGUCAGGAGAGAGGGAGGAAGGAGCCAGGAACGAGGAGAAGGAGAUCUAGCUCGAAGGGAAAGAGGAGACCGAAGUUACAGAAGAUUGAGGGAGUUCAGACACCCAGUAGUCCGUUCUUUGAGUUUGUUAAUGAUAAUAGGCCAAAGAUGAUGGAGGAAGACCCUACUUUGUCUGCACCUGCGAUUUUGAAGGAGUUAGGAAAGCAAUGGAAAACUCUUUCUCAGGAGCAAAAGGAGUACUACAGUAAGAAACAUGCUGGAAUAAAAGAGGCAUAUCUUUCUGCUAAGGCAAAUCUCCCUGAAGGCCAAGAUACUGAAAUGGCUGAUCUUUCUCAAGCUUCUGCUUCUCUGAGUUACAACUAUACCCCUCUGAAUGCCCAAAUGCAAUAUUCUCCAGACCUAGUAACCCAGUUGCAUUCAUCUCACCCUCUAGGCCCUACUUAUAAAAAUACUCAUUAA